Messenger RNA from Spirodela intermedia, 2722 nucleotides. NCBI's taxonomy places the organism in Eukaryota, Viridiplantae, Streptophyta, Magnoliopsida, Alismatales, Araceae. The record is from the annotation of a GenBank genome assembly.
AUGGCGGCGCAGAGCCAAGCGAGCCUCCUGCUCCAGAAGCAGCUAAAAGGUGCGCUGGUGAUUUAAUCGAUCGUCUCUUGUGCGGGUUAGGGUUUUUCUUUCGGAACGAAGCGGGGAGGCAAACGUUUCCCGGUAUCUCCCCUGACGAUCUGUGGUUUCUUAUGUUAUUUUAUCAGAUCUAACCAAAAAUCCAGUAGAUGGCUUCUCAGCUGGCCUCGUUGAUGACUGCAAUAUCUUCGAAUGGAGCGUCACGAUCAUAGGGCCUCCCGAUACGCUGUAGUGAGUGUUCUUCUUCGCAUCGUUCCUUCUCGCGCAGGGGGUUUGUUCUUUCUUCUCCGCAUCUUCUUUUUGAUUGGGGUUUCUUAUAAUUAUAUUUUAUUUUUGGUUGAAAUCCGGGUCUAGAAUUACGGGGAAUCAUCAGUGGGAGCUUGCUAUUGGGGCUGGCUUUCGAUGUUCGGGCCGCUAAAGUUUCCUGGGGUCGUAGGGUUUUCUUUUCCGCCUUGCUUUUCAAAAAAUAAAUGCUUUGAUUAACACCAUGAAUCAUGUCAAAGAUCCCUUUCCUUUUUUCUCUUUUCCCUCGCCGUUGGUUGAUAUGACGACUCACAUAGGCACGCCUCAGCUGGCUUCUUUAUCUCAACAACCCUCCCACCUUUUUUUUUUUUUUUGCUUGUAAAUAACUCUUUAUAUGUUUAUAUGCAAAUUUGAUGAUUUCUUCUUUGCCCGCAGCCCUAAGGUUAUCGAUGGUAGAUAAACUACUGCUGUUCACAAUAUUAAACAGAGGACUAAUCAAGCUGCAAUGCCAUUGAUACCACUUUGUUGGAAGGGAACGAUCAGAGUGUGCAUUUUUAUACUUACUUAACAGAGGAGGGGAAUGAUUAUCUUAAGCGCUAACUUCAAGGGCAUAUCAUAUUCUUGCCUCCUCUAAGGGGAAUGGUCAACCCUACGUCAACAAACAUUAGCCUAGUGGAGGGUCUAAUUGCCUCCUUGCCUUCAGGCACUUCUUCUCGGCCCACCUUCUGCAACCUUGGCGCCAGGUGCUUUCGAUUUCCUGCAACUGACCUAACCCAAUCGCUGCAAGCAGCAUAGCCCCCCCUCCUACGCCCCUUGGGAGAUGGUUAAGAGAAGAUCGAAACGCACCACAAUGAUUUUCACAACCACACUGAGUCGAUCUUCUCGAAGGAAUUAUGACUACAAGGAGGCUAGGUCAACAGGACAAUAUGGGAUAUAUAUAUAGCAUUUAGACUCUGAACUCCGUUAAUCACCAGCUACAAACUUCUGUUCACUCUGGAAUCUGUUAUUCGGUCUCGACUAUAAGCUGUAUUACUGAGAUCUGCUGCACGAGCAUAAUAUUCAAGCAGAUCAUGUUUCAGGGUCCUGUCUCCAAAGGGCUUUCAUAACUGGCGUUUUCUCUUGACUAUAAGCGGUGAAUGCUCUUUUUCUAAGUUCCCACGAUGAACUGGCUGUGAUAACUUCUCCAUUACCACGGUCAAUGUAGUUAGUCUGCACAAUGCAAACACAAGGUAUGCAUCUCAGGUCAGAAGAUGGCUGUGUCUGCCGUCUUCUUCCUGGUUGUCUGCAGGAACCAGAAUGAUCAUUAGUCUUUUCUAAGUUGGGCGUCAGGGGGGAAAAAGCUGAGCCCUAGGGUACAAUGGGUCCCGAAGUACUUGCUUUCUUUACCAAACCGUGGACCGACUCGAUGGCUGCCGAGUGUUCAUUUUCGAACAAGCUGAAUAUUUGCUGGGAACCCUCAGAUUUUCUGAAUAUUUUCCGGUCACCUUUUCCUUUUUUUUUUCUUUUUUUUUUUAGUUCCUUUCAUUCCCUCUAAAUUUUGUACUCCAGACUGCCAUGAUGAUACUAAUUUCUCAGUUGUUAAGCUACUUUUUAACAAAGUUUUCGCGUGAUAUUGACGCCGAUUGCUUGCUGUUCGAGUGCAGCGAGGGAGGCUACUUCAAUGCCAUAAUGAGUUUCCCAUCAAAUUAUCCCAACAGCCCACCUUCUGUGAGAUUCACAUCAGACAUGUGGCACCCAAACGGUAAGCUAAUCUCAUCGAAUAGAACCUUCUUCUUCUCCUGGGAUAUUAGCUUCAACAUUUCCAUUCCUUUCCGAACAAUUGCAGUCUACCCCGAUGGGCGUGUCUGCAUAUCGAUCCUUCAUGCACCAGGAGAUGACCCCAAUGGCUACGAGCUCGCGAGCGAGCGAUGGACUCCUGUCCACACGGUACUCUUCCAUGAUCUUUAUCUGCCUGCUUCUUCAGACACCGUUCAGAUGAGUGCAGCUGCUUGUGCUCGGCUUUCAAGCAUCUCUGCCAUGGUCUGGACCGUUUUCAGCCGCCGGGAAGAGCACAUGUGAUGGCGGGGAUCCGUCGUCUUCUUUUUCACCUUCCAUUAUUUAAAUCAUUUUACCACAUUAUUUUAUUUAUUUUCCGUCCGUGGAUUAUUAUAUGAUCAUCAUGUUCUAUGUGCAGGUGGAGAGUAUAGUGCUGAGUAUAAUUUCGAUGCUCUCGAGCCCCAACGACGAAUCUCCUGCCAAUGUUGAAGCCGCAGUACGUCGAAGUCAACCCUCCGUGAUCUCCGCCGUCUAACCAUCGACUCCUUCCGUCGGAAUAGACCGAGACUGACUCUGGGUUCUGCUCGUUGACUUGCAGAAGGAAUGGAGAGAUAGGAGGGACGAGUUCCGGAAGAAGGUGAGCCGCAUCGUGAGACGCUCGCAGGAGAUGCUAUGA